Messenger RNA from Pimephales promelas (fathead minnow), 1480 nucleotides. RefSeq names its product doublesex- and mab-3-related transcription factor A1. Gene Ontology annotation, molecular function: protein binding; RNA polymerase II cis-regulatory region sequence-specific DNA binding; DNA-binding transcription factor activity, RNA polymerase II-specific. Gene Ontology annotation, biological process: regulation of transcription by RNA polymerase II; sex differentiation. Lineage: Eukaryota; Metazoa; Chordata; Actinopteri; Cypriniformes; Leuciscidae. Gene Ontology annotation, cellular component: nucleus. The record is from RefSeq and is a predicted model, not a curated record.
ACACUCACACACACACUCACACUCACACACGCGUGCGCGCAGUGAUGGACUCCAGCAGCGCGCGCUUCUCGCUCCUCGCGCCGCACGCGACGCUCCUCCUCCGGCAGGGCGACAGGAGUUUCCCGCGCAGCCCGAAGUGCGCGCGCUGCCGGAAUCACGGGAUGGUCUCGGCUCUCAAGGGACACAAGCGCUUCUGCCGCUGGCGCGACUGCGCGUGCGUCAAAUGCGCGUUGAUCGCAGAGAGGCAGCGCGUCAUGGCGGCUCAGGUGGCGUUGCGGAGGCAGCAGGCGCAGGAGGAGCUGCAGGUGAUCUACCCCGCGGCAGGAGCGACGCAGGGCGGCGCGAGCGUCUCCAGAGCAGCGCUGAGCGCGUUCGACGCCUCCAGGCCGGACGAGAAAAGCCUUCAGAAAUGCAGCAUGUUGAGUGGGUUGGUGGAUCAGGCGUUCUUCACCUCAGGAAAGAGUGAGCCGUCUCCUGGAGCGGAUCUGGAGUCGGAGAAACAGUGGGAAGCUCCCGGACGAACCCCCACUGCCGUCCUGAUGAAGAUCUUCCCUCAGGUGGAGCGGGACGCGCUGGACUCGGCGCUGGAGGCCGGAUCGGGAGACGUGGUGAAGGCCAUCGAGCUGCUGCUCGGCACCCGGGAGGGUCAGAGGUCAAGCGGAGCCGGCGGGUCGCGAGGACACUCCAGUUCGGCCUUCUCUCCGCUGCACUCUUCUUCGUCUCCCUCGUUCAGCGACGGGAUGUUGGGGUUUAACCCUGGGUUCGCCAUCGGCCCGCUGAGACUCUAUCCCACACCGAACUUCCUCCCGCCGCUCCUGACGUCUGGGUUCGUCCCGAUGACCCUGCGGCCGCCGGCGGACAUCCGGCUCCUGCGGGACCUUCCGUAUCCCAGAGACUCCUUCAACCCUGUGGUGUUUCACUCCGGCCUCGACCGGGACAAAUGACCAGACCACAUCUCCUGCUUUCCCAAUGAACCAGGUAUGGAUGAUGAAUCCAGAUGUUAACUCCUGGGUGACCUUAUGGGCAUUUUGGUCUCUUUCAGUUUUGUUUUUUUGGAUCACUUUGCCUGUUAAUGCCAAUUCAUUUUGGCACUGGUGUGUAUUUCUAUUUGAAUUUUACUAAUUUACCCCCAUUUCCUUUAAUAAAGCUAUAUUGCACUAGAAACACAAAUAGCUCCACUCAGGACCUUUUAGACAAAAUUGCCCCCAUUGAAACCUAUUAUUUUUUAUCCCAGGGUCAUUCAACUAUAAAAUAAUGCAAUCCUUGUUAAUAGGCUUUCAUUCUUUUAUUCAUCGCUUCAAAAUUGUUUACCAGAUGCUGCCAUUUUCUCAGGUUUGGCCUAUAAUAUAAAUACUCGCUUAAUUCCUGUUGUCUGCACAUUAUAUAGCCAAUUGAUAAACACUUGCAGCUAUGUGUGUGUUGGUAUGGAUGUCAGAAUGUGGUUUGCAUGUGUAAUAAAAAAAAAUGUGUGUGCUUGAAA